This is a messenger RNA of Puntigrus tetrazona (Sumatra barb), 1751 nucleotides long. It is a transcript of the gene uts2r3, whose product is annotated as urotensin-2 receptor 3. Gene Ontology annotation, cellular component: membrane. Gene Ontology annotation, molecular function: urotensin II receptor activity. Gene Ontology annotation, biological process: neuropeptide signaling pathway. The record is from RefSeq and is a predicted model, not a curated record. NCBI's taxonomy places the organism in Eukaryota, Metazoa, Chordata, Actinopteri, Cypriniformes, Cyprinidae. The coding region runs from base 115 to 1254 and encodes 379 amino acids. The transcript has a single exon.
CCUGAUAACCUGGGCUCAGUACUAGUUACUCUAAAACACUCUGAAGUUACCACUGGCCUCCUUCUCUCAGCGGACGGUAACUCAUCUUGGGACUCAUCUUGCUGUUCAAGACAAAUGGACGUCUCUGGAUCCACUUCCUUUUCCUCUUCCCCUUCCCCUUCAUACACCUUCCCUUUUCUCACUAACCUGUCCUUUCCCUCGUCCUCUCCCUCUCUCUCCCCAUCCCCAAGCAUAGCCUCCACAGCUCUCUUCUGCUUUUUCCUAUCCCUCCUUUCUCUGCUGGGCAUUCUGGGCAACCUCUACACCCUGGGGCUUCUCAUUCGCCGCCGGAGGAUGUCAAGAAGGCGGCGUAGCGCUCCUGCCUGUUGUUACUCCUGCCUCGGCACUUCCUCUCCUUCUUUCUCUCCCUCCUCUUCUCCCACCUCGUCCUCCUCGUCUUCUUCCCUCCACCUGCAGGUUCUGAGUCUGGCCUUGGCAGACCUGGUGUACCUCUCCACCGCCCCCUUCAUCGUGUACGACAGCCUGGCAUCUGACUGGGCCUUCGGUGAACUAGGUUGUCGGCUGCUUCUCAGUCUGGACUUGCUCACCAUGCACGCAAGCAUCUUCACCCUCACUGCUAUGAGCCUGGAUCGAUAUCGAGCCGUCGCAGAUCCGUUGGCAGCCUCGUCCACGCCGUCCUCUGGACUCCUGAGAGUGGCUUUGGCCUGGGGUUUUGCCGUGGCUCUCAGUUUGCCCAUGAUGAUCACCUUGCACCUUGAAGACGGAGAGAACCAGGAGGGCAAGUUGUGCGUUCCCGCCUGGGAUGAGCAGAGUUCGAAAGCUUACCUCAGCGUGCUCUUCUGCACCAGCAUCCUUGGCCCAGGACUGGCCAUCGGAGCUUUGUAUGCAGCUUUAGGGAGACUCUAUUGGGUAUCUCAGACGCAACCAGCUUGGGUCGGGGGAAGCAAUGCCUACCCACCCCGUGCACCUCGUCCCAAAGUCCUGCUCCUCAUCCUGGGGAUUGUGCUGACUUUCUGGGCUUGCUUCCUUCCGUUCUGGAUCUGGCAACUUCUACCAUUGUACAGGCCUGAGGUUCUGCGCUUGGUGCCGGUGGGCACACAGGUGACCAUUAAUCGCAUCCUCACAGGGUUGACUUACGGGAACUCAUGUGUGAAUCCGUUCUUCUACACGCUGCUGACAGGCAAGCGCAGACGGACCAGCAGGAAGACCAUAAGUGCCCCACUUUGCCACAAGGGCAGCUCUGAACCACAAUAACAAUAAUUUUGGCCAUCACGCAGCCCAUGACCAAUAAGACUUUUGGUUCACCCUAAAUUAGUUCACCCUAAAACUAAAAUUCUGUCAUUAAUUACUUGCCCUCAUGUUGUUCCAAACCAGUAAAACCUACAUUCAUCUUCGGAACACAAAUUAAUAAUAUUUUUUUGAUGAGACCUGGGGACGAUCUGACCCUCCGUAGACAGAAACACAACUGAUGUGUUCCCAGGUCUAGAAACGUAGCAUUAGCAAAUACAUCUGUAAACUGACCAUGUGACAUUAGUGGCUCAACUUUAGUUUCCGACGCUACGAAAACAUGCAAACGCAGUGAUUUUUGCACACUGCAAAAAUACAAAAAUAAUUUACUUAACCAUUCUUCUCCACUGUGUUCCGUCCAUUUUGGAGAUUACUUAAGAACGUAUUUGACGUAAUUAACGUGGUUCACACUCGGCAGAAAGCAAGCAUAUAUAUACAUUGUGAUACUCUAUAAAAUGCAGAAG